CCGAGCAAAGCCUGAGAACGUGAGGUCCAGCCUGCAGUGCAGUGGCAGUGGCAGCGAAGUGCAACGGUGGAGCGGGCUUGGUAUUGCGUCUCGUCUCCCGGUCGAAAAAACGGCGGAACGGUGGCGGCCCAUUGGCCAGCGAUGUCAUACUAUCCUCAGCCCGCUCCAGUUCCCAAUCCCGCAAAACACAAACUGCACGACCGCCUGGCACUGCACAAUGCAGCCUGCGAUCGCAUCUCGAUCGUGAUCGUUCAUGUGGUUGUAUCUGCCCGUGGCCUCCUCUAUCGAAUUAACGCCUCUCCAUGUUCCUUCCCCCUCCGUUGGAUUGACAACACUACCAGGUCCAUCCGGACGUCUCGCCCGACCUUGAGAUUUCGCUCACUCAAGCGUUAGAUUGUCAUCUACCGAGCCCGCCUCAAUUGACGACCUCUUCUUCUUACAUCCCACUUCCUCCUCCCGACACCCCUCCCAUCAUCGACAUAGACAUACACGAACCUUCAAAUUCUCGACCUCGCUGCUCCGCUUCGAGACCAAAUACCUGCCGACGACUGUUUCAUCUGUUGGCAGUGUUAGGUCGACACUGCAUCACUUCCACCAGCUUGAAAUCUUUUCAGUCAGAACAAGGAUCAUUCUACACCGACAUCUGAGGAACUCUUUACGCUCGAUUUGACCAUGGCAUCUCAGGGCUUCUCGCGAAAACGCCCUGCUCCAGGCGCCGACCCCGUGCCGUUUGCAUCUCCUAUCCCCGCCACUCUUCCGGGCUUCAAUGACGGACUAGGCCCCAAUCUCUCUAACGAUGAGUUCUUCCAAUGGGGCCAGACUGGUCAAACAGGAGUCCCUUACAAUGAUCCUGGAUAUGCCAUCAAUGGGACCAUUUUUCCUCAACCUGUGUCUCAACCAGUCCCGCAGGUUCAACCUCCACAACAGCAGCCACAGCCACAGCCGCAAAUGCAACCGUCGAAUCAACUCACUCGCAGGCCCAUAAACCAGCUUGCCGCCCGAGGCAGGCUGAGCGAAGAUAGUACUACCUGGGGUGAAACUUUGAACGGAAUACCACAUACCACCGAGGCAGACUGGCCGGACGAUGAUAUCGCGGAAUUGGAGGCUAGAGCACAGAUUGCGAAACGCGAAGCACAAGCAAAGAGGAAGCAGAUACCACCUUUUGUCCAGAAAUUGAAUAGUUUUCUCGAGGACGGAAAGAACACUGACCUUAUCCGUUGGUCGGACGAUGGCAAUUCCUUCAUUGUCCUAGACGAAGAUGAGUUUGCCAAAACGCUCAUUCCCGAACUCUUCAAACACAACAACUAUGCCUCCUUUGUUCGCCAACUCAACAUGUAUGGGUUUCAUAAAAAGGUCGGCCUUUCGGAUAACUCGAUGAGAGCAAGCGAGAGAAAGAACAAAAGCCCGAGCGAAUACUCUAAUCCGUACUUCCGCCGUGGCCAUCCGGAUCUGUUGUGGUUGAUUCAAAAGCCCAAGAAUGUCAGUGGACCGGCGUCCAAGCGCAAGGGCAAGACCGAGAACGAUCAGACGGAGGAAGAUGCCGAAGAAUACACCGACGAUGUAGGCCACAAUGGAGAAAACCGUGUUCGUGCCCGGCCCGGCCAACUCGCCCUGAGGGCUCCCGAAUCCGCCCUUACACAAGAACAGUUCAAGAACGUUCAACGUGAGCUUGCCACUAUUCGACACCAGCAAGCUCAGAUUUCCCGUAUGAUGCAAGCCCUCAAGCGCGAACACGAACAACUGUACGGGCAAGCCGCCACGUUCCAAGAACAACAUAACCGUCAUGAAAACUCGAUUAAUGCGAUCUUGACCUUCCUUGCCACGGUCUACAACCGUGGUCUACAAGGCCACGACGGCAUUCAAGGCAUUGCGAAUCUGUUCACUAAUGCCAUCCCUGUCGAUGGCACAAACCAAGGCAACAUCGUUGACGUGGGAGACUAUUCUUUCAAUGGUCUCAACAUCGACGGCGAUCUGCAAAAACCCUUCAAAAAGCAACCUUUACUGCUCACCAAUGGUGGUGGACGACAAGGGCGGGCAAGUACAUUGUCCCCGCGUUCGUCCAAUACGCCAUUUCCCCCACAGGCACAAAACAUGGGUAAUACUCCGCAGUCGACGCUUUCUCCGAGCGUGGAAGAAAUCUUUGAUACGGGCGUCACGAAACCGAACCCCUCAGGUGCCACGAACGCCUCGACACAGGGUCGCGACAUGCCGCAGCGCGAGAUGAUGUCUUUGAUUCAAAACGCCAAUGCCCGCAGCGGCGCCAACAGUGCCUCCGGCGGUCCAACAUCACCGGCUCAGGAAUUCUCGAACGUCCUCAAUAGCCUCGAGUCAUCCACUGGAUCAGGGCCUCUUACCACGUCACAGCGUGCUGACGUGCUGAAGAUGAUCAACAAUUCGACGAAUCAACCACCGGGGAAAGACAAUGCUUUGAUCAACUCAACCCCUCCUUCUGGUCCUGCCAACUUCCAUCGCCGUCUAGAAAGCACGCAAGCCGAGCUUGAUCAACUUGCAAAACUUCAGGCCGAGCAAGACAAAAACGUACAGGCUCUGACCAAUCUUUUGCAGCCACUAAGUCCUACCGGUUCCAUCCCAGGCAUUGGAGAUGGGCAGUCUCUUCCCCCGCCUCCGCUGGACAUUGACGACUUCCUUAGCAACAAUGAUUACUUUGCUGACUUCCCGAGCGAUGCCAAUGGCAAUUACGAAUUUGGAAGCACGGGGCUUGGCUCUGGCAACGCCACCGGAACCGGCGACGACCUCAACUUUGUUGACUACAAGGAUGACGAUGAGCUCUUUGGCAAUCUGAACCAAAAGAAUGCCGGAGCUGGCGGUAACAAGUACGAUUUCAACGUUGACGGCGCUUCGGCAAUCAAUGGCGUGCGUGAUCAGUACGGCAACUUCAAGUACGAGACUGCAAGUGACUUUGAGCGCGAUGGUGGUGGUCGCGUCGAAAGUGUUCCAAGCAGCGAAAUGACGACGCCCAAAUCUGCCGAAGACGCCAAGGUAGAUGGGCCAACUACGCGCAGCAAGGGAAGAAAGCUGAGCUCGGUCGAAGACGAAGACGAAGCUGACAACGGCCGGAAGAGGCAACGUGCUUGAUUCUGAUUGCUUUUGCCCCUACUUGUCAAUAGCUUUGUUCGGAGUCACAAGCAAACUGCUUGCUUUUCUUAUUCGAUGUCUCAUAAUUGAUGUCUUUCCGAGGAAGGAGGUGUGUUCUGUUACGACAAAAGUGAGGGGAGCGUAGGACUCAGAAAAGCUUGUCGUUUACUAAGACGGCGGGCAUUCGUUCUUGCCAUAGCAGUGGAGAGCCAAAAGAGGCAUUAGGGGUUAGGCAAGAAGGGGUUUGGAUGUUCAAACUCUGCCUCUUGCAUACCUAGUUUACUGACGAAACGAGAUGAUGAAAGGAUUUUUCGGACGCAUCGGGCGCGUUCAUAGAUACCCCGGAGGCUGAAAGGGUCGGAACCUGGACAUAUGCGAAUUGACUGUACACAUCUUGACCGGGUCCUUUUGUAGAAUAAUUCAUUUCUUGCCUUGAAUCA
Exophiala dermatitidis NIH/UT8656 is the source of this 3536-nucleotide messenger RNA. RefSeq names its product heat shock transcription factor. Bases 673 to 3096 code for a protein of 807 amino acids. The transcript has 2 exons. Gene Ontology annotation, biological process: regulation of DNA-templated transcription. Gene Ontology annotation, molecular function: sequence-specific DNA binding; DNA-binding transcription factor activity. Lineage: Eukaryota; Fungi; Ascomycota; Eurotiomycetes; Chaetothyriales; Herpotrichiellaceae. The record is from RefSeq and is a predicted model, not a curated record.